This is a messenger RNA of Schizosaccharomyces octosporus yFS286, 432 nucleotides long. RefSeq names its product tRNA-splicing endonuclease subunit Sen15. The record is from RefSeq and is a predicted model, not a curated record. Gene Ontology annotation, biological process: tRNA splicing, via endonucleolytic cleavage and ligation; tRNA-type intron splice site recognition and cleavage. The coding region runs from base 1 to 432 and encodes 143 amino acids. Gene Ontology annotation, cellular component: tRNA-intron endonuclease complex. The transcript has a single exon. Gene Ontology annotation, molecular function: nucleic acid binding. NCBI's taxonomy places the organism in Eukaryota, Fungi, Ascomycota, Schizosaccharomycetes, Schizosaccharomycetales, Schizosaccharomycetaceae.
AUGAACAAAGAAACAUUUAAGCCAAUUGAAAAUUUGCAAAGACUGGACAACCAUCCAUUUUUUGGGGCCUUGAAAGCCGUCGAAACUGAUUUGCGACUGGGACAGCAAUGGGACGAGCUGAAAAUUCACAUAGUUCACAUGUAUUCAGAGGAGGAACGGCCAUUGCUCUCUGGAGUCCCGAAAACAGGCUUGUUACAAAAAAAGCUGCAAUACGUUUUCCCAGUUUUUCUGCACGAACAUGUUUCCAUAAAAAUGCUUAGUGCAAUAUUUGAUUCGAUGAAAACCCAAAAUCUUUUGCUCGCACAGGACGAACGUGGCCUGUCGGGUAAAGAAUCUUACAUAUAUCUGGGAAUCGUUUGUUCGGAUUCUACAGUGGUAUACUACAAAGUAACAGACGGACUGAUGAAGCCGCGUCAAAAUGAUGAAAAUUAA